Molecule: messenger RNA, 3105 nt
Organism: Octodon degus (degu)
Lineage: Eukaryota; Metazoa; Chordata; Mammalia; Rodentia; Octodontidae
Gene: Gga1
Product: golgi associated, gamma adaptin ear containing, ARF binding protein 1
Exons: 17
Coding region: 403-2319 (638 amino acids)
Biological process (GO): vesicle-mediated transport; intracellular protein transport
Cellular component (GO): trans-Golgi network
Molecular function (GO): ubiquitin binding; phosphatidylinositol binding; small GTPase binding
Source: RefSeq, a predicted model, not a curated record
GUGACCUCAGAGCCCCUCAGAAACAUGGCCCCCAGAGCGUUCUUCCGGAAGCGGUCACGGGCAGCUCCGUGACGCAGGACAAGUUAGAGCGUCCCGUGGGGUUUCCAUGGUGCUGUCUUCAGCCCCCAGUCUCUCCGCCUCCCCUUCGGCCUGAGCGCCGCGAACGGCAAAGCAGGCGGCCGAUGCCAGCCGCGACGUAGCCGCCGCCAGGGAAGGGGUCUGGCGGGCGGGUGACGCUCUGGGCGAGCGCGCCCUCACCUCUAUGGUGUCGAGCCGUCCAGCGCGCCGCUCCCGGGCGUCGGGGAGGACGCUGGCGCUUUAAUCGGGGAGGGUGGUGCCUAGGAAGUCCCGCGAGAUCUGCGGGGCGCGGGGGGCGGUGCCGAGGCUGGGGGCCCGUGGUGGAUGGAGCCCGCGAUGGAGCCGGAGACUUUGGAGGCGCGAAUCAACAGAGCCACAAACCCCCUGAACAAGGAGCUGAACUGGGCCAGCAUCAACGGCUUCUGUGAGCAGCUCAACGAGGACUUCGAGGGGCCUCCGCUUGCUACCCGGCUGCUGGCACACAAGAUCCAGUCCCCGCAGGAGUGGGAGGCGAUCCAGGCCCUGACGGUGCUGGAGACAUGCAUGAAGAGCUGCGGCAAGAGGUUCCACGACGAGGUGGGCAAGUUCCGCUUCCUGAACGAGCUCAUCAAGGUUGUGUCUCCCAAGUACCUGGGCUCCCGGACAUCAGAGAAGGUAAAGAACAAGAUCUUAGAGCUGCUCUACAGCUGGACGGUCUGCCUGCCUGAGGAGGUGAAGAUCGCAGAGGCCUACCAGAUGCUGAAGAAGCAGGGCAUUGUGAAAUCUGAUCCCAGGCUUCCAGAAGAUGCUGUCUUUCCCCAGCCCCCUCCUCGGCCCAAGAAUGUGAUUUUUGAAGAUGAAGAGAAGUCCAAGAUGCUGGCACGCCUGCUGAAGAGCUCUCACCCCGAGGACCUCCGAGCAGCCAACAAGCUCAUCAAGGAGAUGGUACAGGAGGACCAGAAGCGCAUGGAGAAGAUCUCAAAGCGGGUGAACGCCAUCGAGGAGGUGAACAAUAACGUGAAGCUGCUGACAGAGAUGGUGAUGAGCCACAGCCAGGGCAGCGCAGCAGCUGGCAGCAGCGAGGACCUCAUGAAGGAACUGUAUCAGCGCUGUGAGCGGAUGAGGCCCACACUAUUCAGACUGGCCAGCGACACGGAAGACAAUGAUGAGGCCUUAGCAGAGAUCCUGCAGGCCAAUGACAACCUCACCCAGGUGAUCAACCUCUACAAGCAGCUGGUGCGGGGUGAGGAGGUCAAUGGCGAUGCCGCGGCCAGCUCCAUCCCUGGGAGCACCUCGGCCCUGCUGGACCUCUCAGGCCUGGACCUCCCUCCUGCUGGCACUAACUACCCAGCUGUGCCCACCCAUCCUGGCAACCAAGCAAGUCCUGAGCGGUCCAGCGCGUCAGUUUCCCUGCUUGAUGACGAGCUCAUGUCUCUGGGCCUGAGUGACCCCACGCUCCCUUCAGGCCCCAGUUUGGAUGGAGCUGGAUGGAACAGUUUUCAGUCUUCAGAUGGCGCUGAGCACCCAGCCCCUGCUCUGGCCCAGGCCCCCAGCAUCGACAGCCGGCCCGCAGCACAGACGCCUCUGGCCACGAGCAGUGGCUUGGAUGACCUAGACCUCCUGGGGAAGACCCUUCUGCAGCAGUCGUUGCCCCCCGAGGCCCAGCAAGUGCGGUGGGAGAAGCAGCAGCCAGCCCCCCGGCUGACACUCCGUGACCUGCAGAACAAGAGCACGUCCAGUUCACCGAGUUCGGGUCCUGCCAGCCUCCUCCACGCUGGGUCCCCAGAGCCUCCGGGGCCUCUGCAGCAGCCCAUGCCUACUGAGCUGUCCCUCGCCAACGUCACUGUGCCCCUCGAAUCCAUCAAACCCAGCAGCAUCCUGCCCGUGACUGUGUAUGACCAGCAUGGCUUCCGAGUGCUCUUCCACUUCGCCCGGGACCCGCUGCCGGGGCGCUCAGAUGUGCUGGUGGUGGUAGUUUCUAUGCUGAGCACUGCUCCACAACCCAUCCGCAACAUCGUUUUCCAGUCUGCCGUCCCCAAGGUCAUGAAGGUGAAGCUCCAGCCACCGUCAGGCACAGAGCUUCCCGCGUUCAACCCCAUCGUCCACCCCUCAGCCAUCACCCAGGUCCUGCUGCUUGCCAACCCACAGAAGGAGAAGGUUCGCCUCCGCUACAAGCUCAUCUUUACCAUGGGCGACCAGACCUACAACGAGAUGGGGGAUGUGGACCAAUUCCCCCCACCAGAAACCUGGGGGAGCCUCUAAAACAGAGGAGCUGGGGAGAGGAGGGGAUGGAGGGCCAGUUGCUUUCCAGCCUGGGCAGGGGCUGUGGUGGCCUAGGACACUCUGCUCCCCAUGGCCACCUUCCCCUGGCCUGGUGCUUCUCCCCUCACUGCUGGGGUAGCCAAGUGACCCCUCUCUCCCACGCUCUGCUGCGCCCACUGAGCCAAACCCGGCAGGAGGCUGGGCCUGGGUUUGCACUGCUGGGAGCCUAAAGCAGGGGAGCUGUGGGGCUGGGAAGGACUUGGGGUCAAGGGGAGGACGCACAGCCAUUGGGUGCAGCCCUGCCCCUGGCCUGGGGUGGGUCUUCCCCACCUGUCUUAUGCCUUACGGGAAGGCCCAGCCAUAAGCCAUGCUGGAGCUGGGGACCAGCCGGCCUCCUUGUUUGGAACCCAGUACUAUGGAGGCGACACCUGUGCCCCCAGCUCUUUGCACUCUUGGUAUAUGGUUUGGCUCUCUUCUUUUGGAGUUUGGCCGUGUGGCCACAGUCUUGGGGCCAUGUUGGGGAGCCCCACAUAGCCCCCACUCCUGGGGUCUUCCCUUCGCUGCCAGCCUCCUAAGGGGCUGUGGAGUCCAAAGGCAGUGCAAGAGGCCGGUGGCCUCCAAGGGGCUGCAGAGCAUCUGGGGUUCUCCAUGUGUGUCCACUCAUUGGCCCUCCUGGGACCUCCAGUGGACAUCACCUCACAUCUGUCCAUCUGUCUGUCUGUGGUCAGAAGUGGAGUCUGUGUGAGUGAGAGCAGAAGUAUUUAUGAAAAUAAAACAUCCUUUUUC